AUGAAGAUUGGCCCGUUGGAGGUUCAAGAAAUUAAGAACGCAAAAUUGAUGUCGAUCGAGUCAGCCCAAGGUGAAGUAUUUUCAGCUGACAUCUGUAACUUAAGUGGUGGCAAACCUGUUGGAAUGAAAGGUCGCUUGAGGACGUUGACCCCUUUCUUAGAUGAAAGUGACAUCCUCCGAGUUGGCGGGAGGAUCGACCGUCCAGCAGUGUGUUAUGAUGUCAAACACCCAAUAAUUAUUCCUCAAGAUCAUCAGCUGUGUUGUCUUGUGAUCAUUGAUUGCCACAAGAAGCUUAACCAUGAAGGCACAGAGCACGUACCGAAUGAGUUCAGAUUGUUGUAUUGGAUACCACAUUCUAGGUCUACUGUGAGAAAGGUCCUUAACAACUGCUCAUUAUGCAAGAGAAGAACAAUCAAGCCACAACCUCCUCUGAUGGCAAGCCUCCCGAAAGAUCGGUUACAAGUGGCUGCACCCUUUUCUAAGAUUGGUGUAGAUUAUUUUGGGCCAACCAUGGUCAAGUACUCGCGUAAGCAAGAAAAACACUAUGGAUGUCUCUUUACCUGUUUAGUUACCAGAGCUGUCCACCUUGAGGUUGCUAAGUCGUUGGAGACUGACUCAUUUAUCAAGGCGCUGAAAAGAUUUAUUGCAAGAUCUGGGCCACCAUCAGACAUUUAUUCUGACAAUGGUACUAACUUUGUCGGAGCCGAUCGAGAGCUCAAGCGAAGUCUAGAAGAGUGGAACCAGUCUCAGAUCUCAGAUUACCUGUCUCAGAAGGAUAUUCAGUGGCACUUUAAUCCUCCUGCUUCCCCCCACUUUGGUGCGAUUUGGGAACGCUUGGUUCAGUCCUGUAAAAAAGCCCUCAAAAUGGUGCUUCAUGGUCAAGUAGUUACAGAUGAGGUUUUGGAAACUGCGUUUGUGGAAACAGAAGCUCUGGUAAACAGUAGACCUCUUACUGAAGUGAGCAGUGACAGUGGAUUUGAAGCAAUUACUCCGAAUCAUUUCCUUAUUUCUCGUGCUAAUCCAGUGCUGCUCUGUGGCGUAUUUUCUGACAAGGAAAUAUCAAGCAAGAAACUUUGGAGACAAGUACAAGUUAUGGUUGAUCAGGUUUGGCGCCGAUGGCUGAAAGAGUAUUUGCCUACCCUAACUGAAAGGAAAAGGUGGAAUUUGCCAUCGUACAACCUCGGUGUUGGUGAUUUGGUCUUGGUCUUGGAUGAGAAAACCCAAAGAUCUUUCCUUGGAAGGAUGACACAAUCCGUGUUUGUGAAGUGA
Messenger RNA from Stylophora pistillata, 1269 nucleotides. RefSeq lists its product as uncharacterized. NCBI's taxonomy places the organism in Eukaryota, Metazoa, Cnidaria, Anthozoa, Scleractinia, Pocilloporidae. Gene Ontology annotation, molecular function: nucleic acid binding. Gene Ontology annotation, biological process: DNA integration. The record is from RefSeq and is a predicted model, not a curated record.